This is a messenger RNA of Cimex lectularius (bed bug), 1225 nucleotides long. RefSeq names its product carbohydrate sulfotransferase 11. The coding region runs from base 170 to 1168 and encodes 332 amino acids. Gene Ontology annotation, biological process: carbohydrate biosynthetic process. NCBI's taxonomy places the organism in Eukaryota, Metazoa, Arthropoda, Insecta, Hemiptera, Cimicidae. Gene Ontology annotation, cellular component: membrane. Gene Ontology annotation, molecular function: sulfotransferase activity. The record is from RefSeq and is a predicted model, not a curated record. The transcript has 3 exons.
GCACUGAUCGCAAACCCGGGAGGUAACUUCAGAGUUCAGUCGGUCAGUCGGCACUUCGGCAGUCCUGCUUUGCAGUUUGCCUUUUCACUUUUCAUCCAGCAGACUUAACUGAAGUCACUCUAAGUUCGACCCGCUCCCGGUGACUGCCGAGCCUCCAGUUAGCAAUGACAUGGUCUACUUCAGACUAUUCGGCUAUUUUUCACUUCUCGUCAUCCUGACGGCCGCUUCCCUUUUUGUCAUAUCGUUUAUUUUAUUCACAAACGGCGGUGACAUCGUAACAAGCAGAUACGGCCAAGGGCGGAAGACAAUUUUUAUAAAUGGAAGUUUGCUCAAUGAAGUCUACAUCGAAAGAAUCGAACAUUUGACGGAGGCAUGCAAGAAGUACAAGGCGUCAGCGUCUGCGGACAGCAUAUGGGAUAAUAGAGAUUUACUGGACCACAUUCUAGUCGAUAAAAAGCACAAACUUUUAUACUGCUAUGUUCCAAAGGUUGCUUGUACUAACUGGAAACGAAUUUUUAUGGUGCUCAAUGGAAGUACUAAUGAAACGGAUGUACUUUCCAUCCCGGCGAACCUCGCUCACAGUAGGCCUGAGUAUCUAGCGUUGAGCAACUAUUCGAUAGCGGAUGCGAAGAGUUUGUUAAACACUUACACAAAGUUUAUUUUCGUCCGUCACCCAUUUGAACGUCUUUUAUCCGCUUAUCGUAAUAAACUCGAAAAAAAUUACAUAAAUUCGAAGUAUUUUCAAUCUCGCUUAGGUAGGUAUAUAAUUAAACAUUAUAGAGAGAAACCGACGAAUUCAUCACUAGUCAACGGCGAUGAUGUGACGUUUGAAGAGUUCACGGCAUAUUUGACAAAGUCGAUGAGCUCCAUGUACAACGAGCAUUGGAAGCCGGUCGAAAGGCUUUGCGAACCGUGCCAAAUUCAAUACGAUUUUAUAGGCAAAUAUGAGACUUUAAUUACAGAUUCGAACUACCUUUUAAAAAGCAUAGGAAUGGGGAACAUCAGUUUCCCUCACAAUUCAAAACCAUCAGGGACAUCCAAAGAUCUGAAAAAAUAUUUUCGUAAAUUGUCAUUGAAUAGGAUCAAAGAGUUGCUAGAUAUAUACAAAUUGGAUUUUAAACUGUUUUCUUACACAUUCCAAGAUCUGUUCGGUUAUGAAAUAGCAUAAAUAUACCAGUCAGAAAUAGCAAAAAAAAAAAAAAAUUAAAUAGAGAUUGUACCAAAA